This is a messenger RNA of Dreissena polymorpha, 2444 nucleotides long. RefSeq names its product putative malate dehydrogenase 1B. Lineage: Eukaryota; Metazoa; Mollusca; Bivalvia; Myida; Dreissenidae. The coding region runs from base 105 to 1766 and encodes 553 amino acids. The transcript is spliced from 6 exons. Gene Ontology annotation, molecular function: L-malate dehydrogenase (NAD+) activity. Gene Ontology annotation, biological process: tricarboxylic acid cycle; malate metabolic process; oxaloacetate metabolic process. The record is from RefSeq and is a predicted model, not a curated record.
AAACCCGUCUAUGUCUCAAAUGCUUGAUUUCAAUAAAAUCAAGCGUUCGCAUUUAAUAAACCAGUCACCUUGUUCCAUGUGACCAUAGCAACGAGAAAGCCAAGAUGGCGAAGUUUGUUAUUGCUGGUCAAGCAGACUGUCCGUACUAUGCCAGAGCAGAACUACUAGGAGAUAAACUAGCCAUCAAUCUGCCAGACUUCAAACUACACAAAAUAGUCAAGACUCAAGAUGAAUGGCAGUCUUGGUUGGUGCAAACGUGUCAGACAAGAGGUUGGAGGCACGAAAAGUCCCCUCUGAUAUGGCGAGAGCUAAUAGACCGAGGGGGCAAGGGGGUACUCAUUGGGGGCGCAAAUGAGUUCCAGGAAUACGCCCAGGGCUACUAUGGCAUUGAGUCGAGCCUUAUGAGUGACAACAUGCAAAAAAUUGCAGCAGAAAAUGAGAAAUGCAAAUCUGAAAUUGACCAGAUAACUGCUGCGUUCAAAGCUCAGAGUCAGCCAGUGCAUGUAUGUAUAACCAAUGCCUCGUCCAAUAUCUGUUACAAUAUGAUAGACUCACUGUGCAGGGGCGACAUCUUUGGUGGCGAUACCGAGCUGAUCAUUCAUCUCCUGGAUACACCAGAGAAGGAGGAAUAUUUGAACGGUGUGAAAAUGGAGGCUGAAGACCUGGCACGAGGCCUGCUGAGGGGAGUCGUAGUGGAGAAUGAGGUGGAAUCUGCCUUCAGAGGCUGCAGUUAUAUUGUCCUGCUGGACGACAUUCAAAAGGGAGAAAAAAGCAAAGAAGAAUGGAUUAAAGAAAACUGUGUUUUAUUUAUCAACUAUGCUAAAACUAUUGCUGCCGUUGCAGAUCCAUCUGUUAAAGUGCUGAUUGCUGGAUUUGGACCUGUUAAUUUCAAUGCAUACAUGAUGAUUAGAAUUGCACCAACAAUUCCACGACAAAAUAUUGUAGCUUUGUCGAGACUGGUUGAAAAUCAUGCUAAAUCUGUGAUUGGAGAACGCCUUAAAGUGAACACAUCCGGAGUGGUGGACAUGAUCGUGUGGGGAAACCCAAAUGGUGGACACUUCAUUGACCUCUCCCGAUGCCGCGUUCACGGCUACGAUGGAGCAAUUGUUGGCCCUGAUUCUUUCUCGCUUUCAUCUCUAGAGAUGGUGUACGACAAGAAAUGGCUGGAGACAGAGUUCCUUGAUCUUGUGAAGACAAAAAAAUCCCGUACGGAGGAAGCCCUGAAUCACACGGCCACUUUGUCCAUAGCGACUGCUGUCAACUCAACUCUGAAACACUGGUGCCAAGGGUCACCUUCUGGACAGAUGUUUUCCCUGGGUGUUUGUUCGGAGGGCUGGUAUGGGGUUCCUCAGGACCUUGUGUUCUCAUUUCCUGUGACCUUUCACCCCAAGGGAAAUUGGAACGUGGUACAAGACAUUGAACUUUUUGCAGAGGUCAAUGCCAAACUCCUAGAAGCUGUUAAGGACAUUGAGUCGGAGAUUGAGGUGAUCUACCCUCGGCCGAAGCCACCAACCCCUGAGCCAGCAGAUGCAAACAACAGCGCUUUGCAGACAGCUGACAAGACAGAAGGGGCAGAACAAAGACUGGAAACUAUUGUAGAGGAAAAGAAGGAAACAACUUCAGAUGAAGGGGAGAAAACUGCCACAGAUGGUGAGGCAUCAGCAUCAGCAGGAGAGGCAACUGAUACGCCAAAACCAGCUGAGGAAUCAGGGGAGGUGACUCAGACAGAAGAUGAUAAGGGAGAGGAGCAAUUACCGACUGAAUAACUGUGACUAUUAGUGAAUGAAAUAAUUAUAAAUAGCAAAAAUGACUAUGUUUUUCAUUUGGAUGAAAACUUAAGUCUGGCUGGAAUAAAAUAAGUCUGGAGCUGUGUAGUUUUUUUCCUUCAACUUUGUAAUUUUAUAUAACAGGACACAAUGAUGUAACAUAAUAAAUUUACUUAUAAAUAUAAUGUUCUGGACAUGUUGAAGGUUUUAUAUGUAAUAAUGACAUAUUGAGUUGCAUUUUCUUACGUCAUAUUACUCUUCUUUUUCCGCUGUUUCACUUUUUUUUAAUAAUGACAUAUUGAGUUGCAUUUUCUUACGUCAUAUUACUCUUCUUUUUCCGCUGUUUCACUUUUUUUUAAUCAGACAGUAUAUGUGUCAUGUGAACAUUUAACAAACUGUUCUGAACAAAAUGCCAGAAUGUUUUAUUAAUCAAGAGUGUAUGGAAAAGUGUUUUCAUAUGCAGCUUUGUAGCUGCAGAAAAUUCUGCAAGUUGUCACGGUCUCAUUACAGAAAACGGUAUCUAAUAAAUAGACUGUUCAGGCUUCUUUUGCAAACAAUUAACAAUAGCUUUAAAUGUCAUUAAUAAAGAUAGGCCAUGAUUCAAAUGGAGAUGUUAUUAUAAGCAUAUAUGUUUAUUAAUUUAUUUCAUGUUAUAGUAAAGUUAUGUCUCAAAUCUGA